Messenger RNA from Coffea eugenioides, 2342 nucleotides. Its product is annotated as ATP-dependent zinc metalloprotease FTSH 6, chloroplastic-like. The record is from RefSeq and is a predicted model, not a curated record. Gene Ontology annotation, molecular function: metalloendopeptidase activity; ATP binding; ATP hydrolysis activity. The transcript has 5 exons. Gene Ontology annotation, biological process: proteolysis. The coding region runs from base 123 to 2168 and encodes 681 amino acids. Gene Ontology annotation, cellular component: membrane; chloroplast thylakoid. Lineage: Eukaryota; Viridiplantae; Streptophyta; Magnoliopsida; Gentianales; Rubiaceae.
AUUCCCUCCAAAACUGUCCAACUGCCAUCAACUGCAGAAAACACAGGAUAUCCUCAUACAGCUACUAAGUGUUUUGAAUCCACUCUACCUUUAAGUUACUGAAAAAAUUUUCAGUUAAUAAAAUGUCUCCUGCUCUAUCUUUAUCUAUCUCUCACCUUCCCAUCUGCAAAUGCCAAGAUGAUCCAAAAGACAGUUCCAUGAUCAGCAAAAGCUCCAGCAGAGAGAACACAUGUCACAGAACUCCAGUAGCGAAUAUUGAUGUCAAAUUUAGUCGGCGAAACCUGUUACAAAGCACUGGUGUAAGCCUAGUUGGAGGGACUCUGGCUCAGCCUGCAAGGGCUGGACCAGAGCCAGAAAGUCCAAUAGAAGCUGGUUCGAGUAGAAUGUCAUAUUCAAGAUUGUUAGAGUACUUAGAUCAAGGUAAUGUUAAGAAGGUGGAUUUGUUCGAGAAUGGGACUGUGGCAAUUGUUGAGAUAUACAAUCCUGCACUGGAGAAAAUCCAGAGAGUUAAAGUUCAGCUGCCCGGAUUGCCACAAGAAUUGUUGACAAAGCUCAAAGAGAAGGAUGUGGAUUUUGCAUCUCAUCCAAUGGAGGUGAAUAUGGCCUCUGCCGUUCUUGACUUGCUGGGAAAUUUGGCUUUUCCCUUGAUACUGCUUGGCGCUCUCCUCUUGAGAAGUUCUUCAAAUACACCCGGAGCUGGAGGUCCAAACCUACCUUUUGGAUUAGGAAGGAGCAAAGCCAAAUUUCAAAUGGAACCAAAUACUGGAGUGACAUUUGAUGAUGUAGCUGGAGUUGAUGAAGCAAAGCAAGAUUUUCAGGAAGUUGUUGAGUUCUUAAGAACCCCAGAUAAAUUUGCUGCAGUAGGAGCAAAAAUUCCCAAGGGCGUACUCUUAAUAGGACCUCCAGGAACAGGGAAGACAUUGUUGGCUAAAGCCAUAGCUGGAGAAGCGGGCGUUCCUUUCUUUUCCCUUUCAGGUUCAGAGUUUAUUGAGAUGUUUGUUGGAGUGGGAGCUUCUAGAGUGAGGGACUUAUUCAACAAAGCUCAACAGAAUUCACCAUGUUUGGUCUUCAUUGAUGAGAUUGAUGCUGUUGGGAGGCAGAGAGGAACUGGUAUUGGUGGAGGAAAUGACGAAAGGGAGCAAACACUUAACCAGCUGCUCACAGAAAUGGAUGGUUUUACGGGAAAUACUGGAGUCAUUGUCCUUGCUGCCACUAACAGACCCGAUGUUCUAGAUGAAGCUUUGCUUAGGCCAGGAAGGUUUGACAGACAGGUUAGUGUUGGACUCCCAGAUGUAAGAGGGAGAGAAGAAAUAUUGAAGGUUCACAGCAACAAGAAGAAACUCGACAAGGAUGUCUCUCUCAGUGUCAUUUCUAUGAGGACUCCAGGAUUCAGUGGUGCAGAUCUUGCAAACCUCAUGAAUGAAGCUGCUAUUCUUGCUGGUCGGAGAGGCAAAGAUAAGAUAACCUUGAAAGAGAUUGAUGAUUCAAUUGAUCGAAUUGUAGCUGGAAUGGAGGGAACCCAGAUGACGGAUGGAAAGAGCAAGAUUUUAGUGGCUUAUCACGAAGUUGGGCAUGCAGUCUGCGCGACCUUGACACCGGGUCAUGAUCCAGUACAGAAGGUGACAAUGAUCCCUAGGGGUCAAGCCCGUGGUCUGACGUGGUUCAUACCCGGUGAGGAUCCAACACUGAUCUCAAAGCAGCAGCUUUUCGCCAGAAUUGUUGGAGGGCUUGGAGGUAGGGCCGCAGAAGAAAUAAUAUUCGGCGAACCAGAAAUAACAACUGGUGCUGCAGGAGACUUGCAGCAGAUUACCCAAGUAGCAAGACAGAUGGUGACAACUUAUGGAAUGUCUGAGAUUGGGCCGUGGUCUUUGACUGAUCCGGCAGGACAGAGCAGUGAUGUGGUGCUGAGAAUGCUGGCAAGAAACAACCUGUCUGAAAAGCUUGCCGAAGAUAUUGAUAAAUCGGUGCGUCAGAUUAUUGAAAGAGCAUAUGAAAUUGCAAAGAAUCACAUAAGAAAUAGCAGGGAGGCAAUGGACAGUAUAGUAGAAGUGUUGCAAGAAAAGGAAACCCUGACAGGUGAUGAGUUCAGGGCUCUGCUCUCAGAGUUUACCGACAUUCCUCCUGAUCAUCUAUCUAGAAAACCAAUACGCGAGCUGAUUGAGGCCUAAGUACUAACCAGCCUUGUAAAUUUACUUGAAUAACACAUUGUAUCUUCAACACAUUGUACAUGCAUACUGAAUGAAAUGCAAUUAGAAAGUAUGAACAAAGAGCAUAUAAAGCAUCAGCAAUGUCCAAAAAAGAACAUAACUUUGUGCAGGUAGCAAUAAACAAUUGAAGCUCCA